UCAAAUCGUUUCCUUAAUUCUUCCCUUUCCUCACGGAAAAAUAUGCCGUCGUCGAUUCAAUUCUACCGCUUCCCCGCCGCCGCCGUUAACCCGAAGACCCACUUCCUUCCGCCGCCGUGCGCGGCUGUCGACAACAAGCAUGCAGUGGCUUCCGACCAGUGCACCUCCGUCGUCGUCCAGACCAUCGACGCUCCGGUCGCCGUCGUUUGGUCGUUGGUCCGCCGAUUUGACAACCCCCAAGCCUACAAGCGCUUCCUCAAGAGCUGCCGGAUCGUCGACGGCGACGGCGCUACCGUCGGGACGGUCCGUGAGGUGAACGUGGUGUCCGGUUUGCCGGCGCUGUGGAGUAGAGAGCGGUUGGAGAUUAUGGACGACGAAAAUCACGUGAUUAGCUUCAGCGUCGUGGGUGGGGACCACAGGCUGAAGAAUUACCGGUCGAUGACGAGCGUCCACGUGUCGCCGAGUGGCGGCGGAACGGUGGUGGUGGAGUCGUACAUGGUGGACGUGCCGCCGGGAAACACGAAAGAGGAGACGUGCGUGUUCGUAAAUACCAUUUUGCGGUGCAAUUUACAGUCGCUGGCUCGAUUAUCAGAGAGCAUUGCAAAAACAGAAACGAAAAACAAUUAAUUUUUUUUAUUAUCUAUACCAUUUUAGGCAUACUGUGGAUAUUCAAACGCUAAACUUUUUUUUUGGUGGGAAGAAACCGACUUUAACUUGCAUUCAGGCGUAGUAUUUUAUUUUAUUUUUAAUGGUAGCUUUGAUGUUUAGCAACUGUAAGGGCUUUCUGAAAUUCCUGGAAACUUUGUGCCCUUUUUCCUUUUCCUCCUUAUCUAUUUGGGAAGGUUUUGAGCAUUCAGGAGGUAAAAAUGUAAAUCCAUAUACGUCUUCUUUUUUUG
Molecule: messenger RNA, 896 nt
Organism: Momordica charantia (bitter melon)
Lineage: Eukaryota; Viridiplantae; Streptophyta; Magnoliopsida; Cucurbitales; Cucurbitaceae
Source: RefSeq, a predicted model, not a curated record